Aspergillus nidulans FGSC A4 is the source of this 2901-nucleotide messenger RNA. Its product is annotated as protein pat1. Gene Ontology annotation, cellular component: nucleus; cytoplasm; P-body. The transcript has 3 exons. Lineage: Eukaryota; Fungi; Ascomycota; Eurotiomycetes; Eurotiales; Aspergillaceae. The coding region runs from base 18 to 2477 and encodes 819 amino acids. Gene Ontology annotation, biological process: deadenylation-dependent decapping of nuclear-transcribed mRNA. The record is from RefSeq and is a predicted model, not a curated record.
CCCCCCUCCAGUCGAAUAUGUCGUUCUUCGGCUUCGACACAACCCUUCCUAGGGACCGAGCUCCCCAGGGCGGACAGAGGGGUAUUUUCGACACUCCCGAUCCCUUCGCUGAGGUCGCUCGCGCCAGAGCAGCGGCGCAACAUGAGGACGAUGACGACGUCCUCAAUUUCGAAGAUACCUACGACGGUUUAGGUGACCAGCUAGACGAUGAUCAGGAUGCCUUUAACGAAGACACCUUCGGCGAUGUGGGCAGCGGCCCUGUCGGCAAGGACUUCGACUUCUUCGGAAAGACGGCCCAAGUAUCAGAUGUCAUCGGAGAAGAGCAAGUCCGCUAUAACCUCAAGAAUCCUCAAGCUUCCGUUGCUCCUCGCGCCACCGAGCCGCAGAAGACCGCAACUACCACGGCACAGCAGCCGAAGCGAACAGGAUAUGAAAAGUAUUCGGACCCCGACUAUAUCCCUGAUCUACAGGCAAAGUCCAGCGUUUGGGGCUUGCCGAGUAAGCCGGAAUCUGCGCCCCAGGCUACGACCCAGACAAAGAAGAUGAUGAGCCUCGAGGAGGUUGAAGCGCAAAUUCGGAACCAGGGGGCGGCGGCGCCAGGCUUCGGGCCACAAGUAUCACUACCGCAGCACGUCCCCGAACCUCCCCUCCCUCUUCAAAGACCUCCUGGUCUUCCGGAGGGUUUCCCGCAAUUGCCGCCUGAAUAUUUGGAAGCCCAGUUCGGAAGGGGUGUACCACCGCAAUUUUUGCAUCCACGGACCAUUGCUCCAGAGCCGUUUCCUCAUCCGGCCCAGGCUCCUAAUAUUCCACUGCAUCUCCUCCAGAAUCCAAUUCAGAACCCCAACGCUCCGCCAUCCCAUAUGGGGCCCCUUCAACACCAAGCAAUUCCUUCUCGCGAUCAGCCGCCACAGCGUCUUCCCCAGCAGCAUCUCCCACAGCACGGCCGGGGACUCAGUGCGGGGUUGCCGCUUAUCACCAACCCACAGCAGUUGAUGAAUCUCACAGAAGAACAGCGCGUGGCGUACUUGAUGGAGGACGCCAAGCGCGCAAAAAGGAAUCACAAGAUCUUCCUUCUAUCCAAGGGUAAUGGUCUGAUGACUCCCCAAGAUAAGAAUUUCAUUACACGUAUCCAGCUACAACAGUUGGUGGCACAGGCCGGUAAUAUGGCCGAUACCGAUUCCGAUGCUGUCUUGGCGGAAGACUUCUAUUAUCAGGUGUACAGCCAAAUUCGCGGUGCACCUCGGCAACACCCCCAUCAGCCUCUUGGUCACUUUGCGCAGACUUAUCUGCUCCAGACUGGUAAUCGCAUUGGAGGUCAUUCCCGGAAGCACGGUCAGAGCGCGGAUAAUCACAUGCAGCGCAUGCAGCAGCAGGUGCAACGUGCGGUCGAGGCUGCCAAAGCGAAACCCAAGAACAAGCAGCUCAUCAUUGAGGGUAGUUUAGGAAAGAUCUCAUUCGGAAAUGCGAAGGCUCCGAAGCCCUCGCUUAACAUCAAACGUCCCGAGAGCUCCGAGGGCGGCAAGGCCACGAAAAAGUUGCCAACGGAUCUGAGUCCAAGUGACCGCAAGUCCAUUUUGGCGAACCUGGAGGGCGUUUACAACACGUUGAUGGAACUGGAGGACAUGGCACGCACGAUGCCGCCUCCACCUGAUGAGAACGACUCCGAGGCGAUCCAGACACACAUGGAGUGGCGCCAGAAACUCAAUGCGCUGAACCAAAAGCUGUGGAACCAGAUGAAAGUUAUGGAGGCCAUUGUACCAAACUCCAACACCCCCCAUCCCUUUAUUGCGUUGCUCUCUUAUCCAAAGGGCAAGAAAGCCAUCCCGCGCAUCUUCCGUCAUAUCGACCAGGAACAGCGGAUUACCAUCCUCACCAUGAUUGUUGUCAAUCUUGAUAACCUGGACGUUGUCCGCCGAGCGCUUCCUGCUCCAGGUGAAGCUCAGCCUCCCUUGGCGGCCAGGGAAGCCAUUGAUCUAUUCUCUCAGGCCGUGAUGCCAUGUCUUCUAGGCUAUGUUAACGAGGCCCCAUUCAAUAUCAUCAUUGGGCUCCUUGGACUGGUGCUUACCCAUACGCACGCGCAGUUUGUUGCUCGGACACGAAUCGGGCUAGGUAUCUUGACUAUGCUUCUGAGCAGGGCAGAAAUUGUCAAGGAGGCCGGACAGGCCAGCGAGCAAGACUGGAAACAGUGGGUUGAGAAAUUCAACAUACUUUUCGACACCCUCGAGCCUACUUUUGCCGAUAUAUUCCCGAACUCCAUUAACGCGGGUGAUGAUAUGUAUGUUUGGCAGUUCUUAGCAGCUAUCGGAAUCGGAGCAAGCCCGGAGCAGCAACAGCGCUUGGUUAUCGCCGUUAAGGACCGUGUUAUGGAAACCGUCACGCACAGCAAAACCCUUCCAGCUGACAUGGCCAGUCAGCGACUUGGAAAUGUCAAUCUCUUCAUGCGAGCUAUCGGGUUGGAUGUCGAGCUUCUCGGUUAAAAUUCGCCACGAGAGGAAGAUUGAUUCCACAUUCACUCAGUUCUUGCUUCACAUGAGGCGCGAUGCAUAUAGCAGUGUACAGUGGUGUCAAAUUACGCUCACAAUGCGCCCCAAACACGACCAGAGUUGCAGGCAUAAGCCUGUCAUUCUUUCUACACGAUGCGCCUCUGUGGAUCUUGGAUCCUUGGUGCCUUCUACUCUUCCCUGCGUCGGGGAGGAACGCGGGAAAGUGGCCAGAUGAAAUGGCUGAAACGCCAUCUGACUACUUUUGGCGAACUACAAUCUGUACUGUACCAAGAAUCGAAUCGGCAACGCUGCAGGGAUACUUCUUAUAAUGUACUUUUCUCCCGUCAGUCCCAGCUGGACGGCCCAGUGCCUGAGCAGUACGGUACAGUACAACUGUAGCUAGCAUUAUUAUCUAGUU